Topomyia yanbarensis is the source of this 555-nucleotide messenger RNA. RefSeq lists its product as uncharacterized. The record is from RefSeq and is a predicted model, not a curated record. Gene Ontology annotation, biological process: sensory perception of taste. Bases 1 to 366 code for a protein of 121 amino acids. Gene Ontology annotation, cellular component: dendrite; neuronal cell body; membrane. The transcript is spliced from 4 exons. Lineage: Eukaryota; Metazoa; Arthropoda; Insecta; Diptera; Culicidae.
AUGGUAGUGUUUACUAAUGUGCAUUUGUCCGGAGAGGUGAUAGCAGAAUUAAGUUAUGUGAUGUUUAAAGUUUUGUUUUGCAACAUUCUUGUGAUGUUCGGCGUAACGUACGGCUUUGAUCGCGUGGAAACUGAGGAACAAGAAUUCAGAAACGCCAUAAAAUCACUACAGUAUAAUGCAACAGAAGACCAGCCAGUAGCAUAUCUGGACUUUCUUGAUAUCAUCAACUUGAAGCUACUGACAGAGUCACCUAAAAUAACUGCUUGUGGGUUAUUCACUAUUAAUUUGAAAGUGUUUUGUAAUGUGUUUACUGCCAUCGUCACCUAUAUCAUGAUACUAUUUCAGUUCAAAGAUCUUGAGAAAUAAACAAAACUAUGUUGUCAAACAAUCCGUCUAUUUUACAGUUAACUAUUGAUAACUGUGCACAUAGUCGUAAUAAUUCAAAUUCGGAUGCUGUUUUCGCCACUCCUCGCGAAUUUUUCUUCUUCGCUCGGCAUCUGCUUUCUGUUUCCUGUAGACAAAGAGAGGUCGAAAUAUAAUCGUUGUUUCGUCAGC